GCGUCUCCUCGCGAGCCGCUUUUUGAAGAGCAACUGAAGAAGCGGCCGCCAUGGGCCUGUCUUACAGCUCGCUGCAAACAUUGAGCAGAGCCGAGCUGUGGGAAUACCAGGCACUGACAUUUUUAACAACAAUGGAAAUACAGUGUAUUCACGAGGCAUUUCUUAAAUUGACUCGUGGAGCAACUGAAGGUGAGGCACAAUUUCUUAAAUCAGAACAGGUCAGCAAUAUUCCAGCUUUAAGGGUGAAUCCAUUUCGAGACAAAAUCUGCAAGGUGUUUAGUACACAUGAAAAUGGAUUAUUUUCAUUUGAAGACUUCCUGGAUCUGUUCUCGGCCUUUAGUGAAACUGCAUCACUUUCUGUAAAAAUUGACUAUGCAUUUCAAAUCUUUGAUUUAAAUGACAAUAACUACAUUGAUCAAGAAGACAUAAGGAACAUCAUCCUUCGUUUAACUAAUGGGUUGAUGGAUGAAGCAAACAUAUUAACCUUGACUCUCAAUAUCUUAAAUGAAGGAGAUUUAAAUAAUGACGGCAUGUUGUCAUUUUCAGAAUUUGAAAGUGUAGUUUGCAGAUUACCUGACUUUCAAAAAGCUUUCACCAUCCGGUUCCGUGAAUGAAAAACACCAAUUAAGAGUGGAAGAUGCAAAACCUGAACAGAUAUUUUCUACAUUUAAAUUAUUCAAGCAUCCCAUUUAAUAUUGGUGCAGCACAUGUUUGAAUAAUGAUUGAUUCAGCAAGGUAUUCAAUUGGGAAUGAGAGAAUUAGGCACAGACAUUUAAUGUUAUAAAUUUUCCAAUGAGUGCAACUCAUUCUUAUUUAUGUUUAAUGAAAUGUGAAAGACAUGAUGCCUGUCUUUUCAUUGCAGAGGUGAUGGGAAUCUUUCAUUAUUUCAAAAUUGUUCUAGGUCAAUAAGUGAUGCCAAUUUUGUUCGGGUGCCUAAGUUGAGUAAUUGCUGCUGACACCAAAGAAACACACUGUACUCAGGACUGUGGCUAAAAACAGGCUAAACAAUGACGAGGAACAGAUAUUUAGAUAAUUUACUGUCAACCAAACACAACAUCUUUUUAUGUGCUUCCACUGAUGCAAAUCAGAUACUGUAACUCAAACGGAUUAAAAAUGUGCAAGGCAUUCCCAGAAAAAAAGACUUAGACAUACUACAAGCGUACACUUCAAACGACAUACAUAAUACUGAAAAAUAGUUGUUUUUUUGUUAUCAGUACAGUUAAUAACUAUUGGAUUGAUUAUUUUAGAAUAUCAAUAAAAUAAUAGGUUGUCUUUAAUG
Molecule: messenger RNA, 1279 nt
Organism: Amblyraja radiata (thorny skate)
Lineage: Eukaryota; Metazoa; Chordata; Chondrichthyes; Rajiformes; Rajidae
Product: calcium and integrin-binding family member 4
Exons: 7
Coding region: 51-614 (187 amino acids)
Molecular function (GO): calcium ion binding; magnesium ion binding
Source: RefSeq, a predicted model, not a curated record